GGGGGAAGGCGGCAGCGGUCACGUGAGGCGGGCGCCGUUGCCAUGGCGAGGGCGGUGCUGGUGCCGCUGUGCCUGUGGUGGGCCCUGGGCCGCGCCGCGCCCCCCAACGUGCUGCUGCUGCUCAUGGACGACAUGGGUUGGGGUGAUUUGGGAGCUUUCGGAGAGCCUUCGAAGGAAACUCCGAACUUAGACCAGAUGGCUUCGGAAGGGAUGCUUUUCCUGGAUUUUUAUACCGCCAACCCCCUCUGCUCGCCAUCAAGGGCAGCGCUGUUGACGGGCCGUCUCCCGGUCAGGAAUGGUUUUUACACCACGAAUGGACAUGCCAGAAACGCGUACACACCACAGGAUAUAGUAGGAGGAAUCCCAGAUUCUGAAUUACUGCUUCCAGAGUUGCUGAAGAAAGCUGGCUACAUCAAUAAGAUCAUUGGCAAAUGGCAUCUGGGCCACAGGCCCCAGUUCCAUCCCCUGAGGCAUGGGUUUGAUGAAUGGUUUGGAUCCCCAAAUUGCCAUUUUGGACCUUAUGAUAACAGAGCACUCCCCAAUAUCCCUGUGUAUAGGGACUGGGAAAUGAUUGGCAGAUAUUAUGAAGAUUUCAAAAUCGAUCUGAAGACAGGUGAAGCCAACUUGACUCAGAUCUACCUACAGGAAGCUCUCGAUUUUAUUAGCCGGCAGCAGGCCAGCCAGCAGCCAUUCUUUUUAUACUGGGCAAUUGAUGCUACCCACGCUCCUGUUUAUGCCUCCAAACAUUUCCUGGGCUCUAGUCAGAGAGGACUAUACGGGGAUGCUGUACGGGAAAUUGAUGAUAGCAUUGGAAAAAUCCUAAAACAUCUUCAAAAGCUUGGUAUCAGCGAGAACACUUUUGUGUUUUUCACCUCUGAUAACGGGGCUGCGCUCAUUUCAGCUCCUAAACAAGGAGGAAGCAAUGGUCGUUUUCUCUGUGGCAAACAAACCACCUUUGAAGGUGGCAUGAGAGAGCCAGCUAUUGCUUGGUGGCCUGGACAUAUUCCUGCAGGAGGAGUCAGUCAUCAGCUGGGCAACGUGAUGGAUCUCUUCACUACCAGCCUCUCCCUGGCGGGUCUGCAGCCUCCGAGUGACAGACAGAUUGACGGCAUCGACCUUUUACCUGCCAUCUUGCAGGGCAAGCUAAUUGACAGGCCCAUAUUCUAUUAUCGUGGCAACGAGAUGAUGGCCGUGAGAGUCGGGCUUUACAAGGCUCACUACUGGACCUGGAGCAACUCCUGGGAGGAGUACAGCAAGGGCAUUGAUUUCUGCCCUGGGCAGAACGUCUCUGGAGUGACAACGCAUACGCAGGAGGAGCAUACCACACUGCCGCUGCUCUUCCAUCUGGGGAGGGACCCUGGAGAAAAGUACCCAUUAAGUUUUGCCAGUGAAGAAUACCAAGGAGUUAUGGAGCGAAUAUCUGCCGUGGUGCAGCAGCACAAAGAGACCAUGGUGCCAGGAGAGCCACAGCUUAACGUGUGCGACAAGGCCGUCAUGAAUUGGUCUCCCCCAGGCUGUGAGAAACUAGGGAAGUGCCUGCAACCACCCGAGUCUGAUCCUAAGAAGUGCUUUUGGCCUCAUUGAUCUUUCAUGCAGCCCUCAGGAGCUACUCAGAAAAGCCAUAACCAGCCGGACACGGAGUUUACAAAUGCAUGUCUUCUCAUGUUGGCACUCCUGUUUACACAGGAAGGGUGUGAUGUAUAUGUGAUAUCAUCAUUUGCUCUUCCAAAAGGGCCAGUGUUUAUAUUGCUAGUGCUCAGGGUUUAGCCUGUACUCCUCUGUUGUUUUAAUUCUUUCCGUAAAUGGUAAAUUUUCAGCGAAGACUACUUCAACUCUAAAAGCUCUCUGGACAAGCACAACUUUGCUGUGAGCCCAGAAGCACCACGGAUGCACCUUUCCUCAGGCUCCUUCCACCCAACCUCUCAAAUCAGUGCUCGUGCGGAUGCCCCAACAGUGGCCAUGGGGUGCAGGAAAUUUACAGUGGCCAGAAAACCCUGCCCAAACUCCCCUUGUUUUGUUUGCCUAUCGCUUGUUGUUUUAACAUUUGAUUUCCAUUGUGCACUCUUUGGACACCAACCUGUUUUUCGCCGUUCUUCCUAAACUUGCAAGUACUGGGUGCAGCUUUACUGCUGAGCAUCGCUGCGUGCAAACGAGUGCUUCCUCCUGUUCUCGACCAAGGGGUUGGCUCCAGGGAGAAGGAACACCCUGCGUUCGUGCCAUCUGUAGCUGCAAACGUUCACUAGGUCAAGUUCUAAAGAAAUUUGAAGAUAGUGUUCAUGUAAGUAUUGCCUUGUUGAUGGUAUGCAGCAUGUUCUUGGGGAGCUGGGGGUCAGUUGUUCAGUUAAGGGGUUUCUUCAUUUCCAAAAAUCUAGGUCCAAAUAUGGUUUAAGUCACGCUUCUGGCCUCAUGAUCUGGGCCCAGCCAACUGCAGGCUCAGAAAUGCCCGUUUACAUCAGCUGUUAACUCUUGACCCUGUUUGCAGUGUAUGCUCUCUGAGGAAUUCUCCUUGUGCAAACUUUCCACAGCCUGGGUGCAGCACUUCUCUAAACAGAGUUCACGGUAAAUGCAAAUUCUUCACAUAA
Messenger RNA from Cygnus atratus (black swan), 2582 nucleotides. RefSeq names its product galactosamine (N-acetyl)-6-sulfatase (gene GALNS). The coding region runs from base 43 to 1584 and encodes 513 amino acids. Gene Ontology annotation, molecular function: arylsulfatase activity; N-acetylgalactosamine-6-sulfatase activity. The transcript is spliced from 14 exons. Lineage: Eukaryota; Metazoa; Chordata; Aves; Anseriformes; Anatidae. The record is from RefSeq and is a predicted model, not a curated record.